CGCUAUUCUUGCAUUGGUGACAGGGCGCUAACAAGUGCGCGGGCCUUGAAUCGGGAUGCCGCGCGAAAAAAACGAGCACAUAUCAGCCAGCAGAUAUACACAGAUGCGACAGCAGUCCAGUCCGGUCCAGUCCAGUCCAGUCACCAUGACGCACCGCCGCUUCGAGACAAGCAAGCCAAGGCCCUCACAGUCCAGUCCUCGCGGCUGAUUCCGAUCGUCCUCCCACGUUCAUGUUCGCAUCUAUCACCGCGUCCCAGGUCCACGUCCACGCACCAUGUCCAGCGCGUUGGAUUCCCAGCGAGAGCGCGAGGUCCAGCGCUACCUGCAGAGCUGGCAGGUCGCCCAGGGCUCCUCGCUCACCGUCGCCCAGAACAUCAGCAGCAUCGGCGCACCGACGGACCAUGCCGACUUCACCCCCAAGGCGAGCUCGGACAAGGCGCUCACGGCCUUUGCCCAGCUGGCCGUCCUGCGCCUCAACGUCAAGCGAGCCAUGGUGAGCCUCAUCGACCAGACCUCACAGACCAUCCUCGCUGAGGCCACGCGCAACCUCCGCCUCGGCACCCACGACCCUGCCGGCCCCGACAAGGACAAUGAACUGUGGCUCGGCACCGCUGUCCUCUCACGCCCCGACGCCAUUUGCGAGCACUGCUUGACCAACACAUGCACAGGCCGCGACCCCAACGGUCGCUCAUACACAGCGCCCGGCCUCGUCGUGACGGACUGCCGCCUCGACGGUCGCUUCCACACGCGCCCCUACGUCGUGGCCGAGCCUGGCGUCCGCUUCUACGCUGGCGUACCCAUCAUCUCGCGCCACGGACACAAGAUUGGCGCCUAUGCCGUGUCCGACGACAAGCCGCGCGAUGGGUUGACGGUGGACGAGGUUCAGUUCAUGCAGGGUAUCGCGCAGGCCAUCAUGGAUCAUCUGGAGUGGGCGCGGGAUCGCGUGGACCGCUUCAAGGGCGAGCGCAUUGUGCGCGGACUGGCGGCGUUCAUCGAGACCUCGUACAUACAAGGCGGCGACUCGGAGAAUGGCAGAGAGGGACAGCCAUCCCGGCCGCCUGAAAUGUCGCAGGGUGGGAGGAGACGCCCCAUGUCGAGGGCAAGCUCCUAUCAGCGUGCCGAUGAACUCGUCAACGGAACCGUGCCGCCAUCUCAGCAGCAGCAACGACAAGCGCCUGCUGCUGCUGCUGCUGCCUCCUUGCCGCCAUCCUCGGGCACGCAGAAAACGCCGCAGCAGAAGUCAGAUGACAUGUCACACAUGCUGCAUCGCGCAUCCGAGCUGCUGCGCACAUCGACCCUGGCCGACGGCGUGGUCCUCUUUGGCGCGACAGCCACCAACGCCAAGCAGUUGAGCCGUGCCCUCCGCUCGGGAGCCCUCCAGUCGACAGGCGGCGACGAUGACGACCUCUCGCUCCCGGUCACGUCGGGGUCGGAAGGUGUUGGCUUUGACAGCUCCGACUCGGACACGCUGCCCACAUCAAGGCCAUGCAAGCUGCUCGCAUACUCCCUGGCGGAUGAGCGUGCUCGCGCGGCCAUCGACCAAGGAUCAGCCCUGUCCGUCGGCACACUCGAAAAAUACUUUACCCUCUUCCCCAAGGGCAAGGCGUUCUCCUUUACAGCCGAAGGCGCAGGCGUGUCGUCGGAAGACGACAGCGCGAGCGACAGGGAGCCCCAGAUUCACAACAUGCGUCGCAAGGUCCGGAUGGACCACAAGGAGCUCCUCAAGAAGAUACCAGGGGCCAAGGCGGUCAUCUUCGUGCCUCUUUAUGACUAUACGGAAGAUCGACUCGCAGGUGGCUGCUUCCUGUGGACCUCGGUCAGUGGGCGCCUCAUGAAUCUCGACGACGACCUGUCCUAUCUCCGUGCGUUCGCCAACAGCAUUAUGAGUCAAGUGGCGCGCAUCAACACGCAGAAGAACGAGGCGGCCAAGACGACCUUUAUCGCCAGCAUGAGCCACGAGCUGCGCAGCCCCCUGCACGGCAUCCUCGGUGCCGCGGAAUUCUUUCGCGAUACGCAGCUCAGCUCCUACCAGUCUGGUCUCAUCGGCUCCAUCACCACUUGUGGCAAGACUCUGCUCGACACAUUGAACCAUGUGCUUGACUACAGCAAGAUCAACCGGCUAGGUCGCAUGCAGCUAAGGCGAAAUGCGAAGCAAAACAAACUACUCAAGCUGUCCACCGACUCGCUCGACAGCUUGAACAUCACGGCUGCCGUGGACCUCGCCGUCCUGGUGGAGGAGGUCGUAGACGCCACGUCGGCGGGUCACACAUUCAACAGGGCGCCGGACGCAGGACCCGUGCCGGGGCUCGUCGGCCACCAGAGCCUGCUGCACGGGGAUGGCAGCCCAGGCACGGAGCCUGCGGGGAGUUCGGCGGUCGUGCUGCUGGACAUUUGUCCCCGAACGUCGUGGAUGGUGAGGACGCAACCGGGCGCCAUCCGCCGAAUCAUCAUGAACUUGUUUGGCAAUGCACUCAAGUACACCACGCAGGGAUCGGUGCAUGUGUCGCUCCGAGGGAAACAAAGUCCCGACGGGUCCAAGGUGGAUGUCCUGCUGAAAGUGGUGGACACGGGGAAGGGCAUGUCCGACGAGUUUCAGCGAAACCGACUCUUCCUCCCAUUCAGCCAGGAGGAUUCAUUUCAACCGGGCACGGGACUCGGUCUGAGCAUUGUGAAGCAGAUUGUCGACUCAUUGGGCGGAACUCUCGAAGUGCACUCUGAGCAGCACAAGGGCACAGAGAUCACCGUUCGUCUUCGUCUGUUGCCGGUGGCCGAAGAUCCCUCGGUGGCCCAGGACGAUGUCAUCCAGUCCGUUCUGAAGCGCGUCCGUGGACGCCAACUGACACUGCUGACCGGCCGACCCGACUCUCCACGGACGCAGCAGCAACUUGAACAAGCCGAUCAGGUUCUGGCCAAGACCUGCUCCAGCUGGUUUGGCAUGAAGGUCGUGAAAGAUGGGGAGGCGGGUGCGUCAGAGGCCGACUUCUACCUGUACUCUGAACCACCGUCACUGGAACUGCUUGAGCAGCGUUUGCAAAAGUCCGGGCUGGAGCCCAAGGUGGACAAGAAAGUGCCCUUUAUUCUCGUCUGUCAGAACGCAAAAGAGGCCAUCCAAAUCUCACAGAACCAGACAAAGUUGCUGACGAGCAUGUCCGAGAUUGUGGAGGUGAUCCCACAGCCUUGUGGACCGCGGAAGCUGGCUAAAGUCUUUGCCCAAUGUCUCCUGAUGGCCGAUGCCAAGUCAAGUGUGGACAUGGAGCAAGAAAAGGACGCCCAUCCACAACCCGUGAUCGAGCAACCGCCUACCGAGACGCCCAAAGACGACGCACCUGUUCCCGAAGCACAGCCUGCACAAGCCGUCGACGGAUCGGAUCCGCGGGCAGAUCAGCCUCCAUCAUCAGGACUUUUUGGCCUAGCCUCCCCUCCGCCCUUGAACCCAGGAACGCCAGCCCUUGGCGAUGGAACAGCCUCCUCGUACCCGAUCCCCAAGACCAAUGAACCCGGACCGACCGACAAAGCACCACCACGUCAUGUGCUCAUUGUCGACGACAACAAGAUCAACCUCCAGCUGCUGGUCAUGUUCAUGAAAAAGUGCGGCUUCUCCUACGCAGAAGCCGAGAACGGGCAGGAAGCCCUCGACAGGUUCACCGAGGCGUGCAUCCCCGCGUCGCAGACGACGGGGCCCGGCCGGCGACGGUUCGACUAUGUCCUCAUGGACAUUAGCAUGCCGGUCAUGGACGGCCUGGAAGCGACCAAGCGGAUCCGCGAGUUUGAGCGCGAGAACAGUCUGCCGCAGACCAACAUCAUUGCGCUGACCGGUCUGGCGAGCGCAGAUGCGCAGCGCGAUGCCGAGUCAGCCGGCGUCGACGUCUUCAUGCCGAAGCCUGUGCGCUUUGCUGAGCUGAAGAAGCUUGUGAAUCCGUCAUAGGCUGCGCGAACCCUGUCACAGG
Emericellopsis atlantica is the source of this 3947-nucleotide messenger RNA. RefSeq names its product hsp90-like protein. Gene Ontology annotation, molecular function: phosphorelay sensor kinase activity; protein binding; histidine phosphotransfer kinase activity. The coding region runs from base 275 to 3925 and encodes 1216 amino acids. The transcript is spliced from 3 exons. Gene Ontology annotation, biological process: phosphorelay signal transduction system; protein autophosphorylation. The record is from RefSeq and is a predicted model, not a curated record. Lineage: Eukaryota; Fungi; Ascomycota; Sordariomycetes; Hypocreales; Bionectriaceae.